Rhodamnia argentea is the source of this 972-nucleotide messenger RNA. Its product is annotated as protein TIFY 5A-like. Lineage: Eukaryota; Viridiplantae; Streptophyta; Magnoliopsida; Myrtales; Myrtaceae. Gene Ontology annotation, biological process: regulation of jasmonic acid mediated signaling pathway; regulation of defense response; response to wounding. Gene Ontology annotation, cellular component: nucleus. The record is from RefSeq and is a predicted model, not a curated record.
UGCGUUUCUUAGGACACCGAGAGACACAACUUGAAGCUCGUGAUAAUAAAAAAGGGACGGGAGAAGAGACCGGUUCGUAUUUAAACACAAACCCCGCCACUAGAACCCAAGAAAGAAGAGCAGGAAGACUCGUCUGAGCCGCAUCACGAUUCCCUCUCCUCCUCCCACCCGCUCGCCGUUGCAACAGCAAAGUCGGACACCCUUUUCGAGUUUUUCGAUCAGCUUCUGCGCCCGUGCUCGAUCUGGGCCUCUUCCGAAUACCGCCGCCGCCGCUGCCGUCGUCGUCAUGAAGAGGAGCUUCGAUCUCGAGCUUCGGCUCCAGCCGUAUUCCAUCCCCGAUUUCCUGGCGUCGUCGGGGUCGUCGUCGUCGUCGACGGGAUCUGCUGAGUGCUCGCCGGAAGAGCAGCAGAAGUUGACCAUAUUCUAUGAUGGCAAAGUCUGUGCGUCCGCUGUUACUGAACUGCAGGCCAGACAAAUAAUUCUGCUUGCAAACAGAGAAACGGAGGAGAGAAGCAGCAAGACUCCAACUGGCUCGGAGCCCUCGACGCCGAGUUUAUGGUCUCAACCCUCAACGCCGAAUGUGCAGCCUCAGGUCUACAGCUCCACAGGCCUCUCAAUGAAGAGGUCUCUGCAGAAAUUCCUCCAGAAGCGGCAGCAUCGGAUCCAAGCCACAUCUCCUUAUCACCAUUAGCAAUUUUAAUCGUUUCAGCUUCUGAGAGAGUUGUGAAUUGAUAUGUUCUUCGUCCUCUUGGAUAAGAUAUGUUCUUGAUCGACUAACUUGAAUAUGGUGUAUAAAGUUUCAAGUCAGAUGUGUCAUGCCGCUCAUGAUUGAAGUUCCUUGUUGACCCCUCAUGAUUUGGAUGGAUUCUUCGUUUAGGCUUCGGAUUUUAUUAUGGAUCAGUAAGAGCUAUAGCUGCAGAUCUGGAUGUAAAACCAAUUUUGAGAAAAUAUGAUUUUUGGGUAUUAGCUUAA